Andrographis paniculata is the source of this 2728-nucleotide messenger RNA. Its product is annotated as putative receptor protein kinase ZmPK1. NCBI's taxonomy places the organism in Eukaryota, Viridiplantae, Streptophyta, Magnoliopsida, Lamiales, Acanthaceae. Gene Ontology annotation, biological process: recognition of pollen; protein phosphorylation. Gene Ontology annotation, molecular function: ATP binding; protein serine/threonine kinase activity. Bases 149 to 2548 code for a protein of 799 amino acids. The record is from RefSeq and is a predicted model, not a curated record. The transcript has a single exon.
UGUCCACACACCAAUUGCCAUUAGAAUAGAAAUCUGCACGCGAAUAAUGGAGCCGGCCUAUAUCGAUAGAGAGCCAAUUAUUCCAUUACGUUUCUCUAACUAUAUCUUCAACGAAUGAGCAGAGGCACAAUCUGAAUUUUCUUCCAGAAUGAGAAACGCCAUCUGUAUUUUUUGGGUUCUUACGUUUGUGUCUUCUGCAGCUUCAAGUUCUAAGUUUCACCUAAGAAGAGGUGAUUCUAUACCCGUCGGAAAAGAAUCCAAAUUUAUCUUCUCCCCUGAUGGUUCUUUCACCUGUGGCUUCUACAGUUUGGGAACCAAUGCCUACUGGUUCGCUAUAUGGUUCACCCAUUCUCAGGACAAAACCGUUGUCUGGACGGCUAACCGCGAUAGGCCUGUCUACAGAAAAGGCUCGAAAUUAAGCCUCAGGCGGGACGGAGCGAUGGUCCUGACAGACAUUGACGGGACGAUUGUGUGGCAGACUAAUACCUCCACCAUUGACGUGGCUGCAGCUGAGCUGCUCAACACAGGUAACCUCGUUCUCAAGAACCCACGAGGCGAUAUUCUCUGGCAAAGCUUCGAUUCUCCUACAGAUACCCUUUUGCCUUCUCAGGCAUUCACAAAGAACACGAGGCUGAAAUCUGGGUUGAGAAAAGGGACCUUCGAAUCAGGCUACUUCAACCUAUACUUCGGAAGCGACAACGUUUUGAGGCUGAUAUCGGAUAAGCCUGACACUUCGACGACUUACUGGCCAAAUCCCGACCAAGAUAUUUACAAAAAUGGCAGGACAAAUUACAACAGUAGCAGGAUAGCAGUGUUGGAUGAAAUGGGAAGGUUCGAGUCAAGCGAUCAGCUGAAAUUCAAUGUAUCAGAUUUAGGAUAUGGAGUGAAAAGGAGGAUGACCAUGGACUAUGAUGGGAACCUCAGAGUUUAUAGCUUGAAUAAUUCGACUAGGCUUUGGGACAUAACCUGGCAAGCUCUUGCAAAGUCCUGUGAUGUAAAAGGUGUGUGUGGACGAAGCGCACUCUGCGUGUACGCGCCGGAGCCUAAAUGCACAUGUCCGCCUGGAUUUGAGGCUAACGAUCCAACCGAUUGGAACGCCGGCUGCAAGGCCAUGUUCAAUAGAAGCCUCCUCAAAUCAAGAAAGGUGAAGUUCUUGGAGAUCCCUCAUGCUGAUUACUACGGGUUUGAUCUUAAUGCGACGAAUCCUACCACGCUCGAAAGUUGCAGGGAUAUGUGUCUGGAGGAUUUCCGGUGCUUGGCGUUCAGCUACAGGCUUUUAGGACAAGGACAAUGUUAUGUAAAGAGUGCACUCUUAAAUGGCUAUGCCUCCCCAGACUUCCCUGGAAGUAUAUACAUCAAAUUGCCUGACAGUGUGGAGGUAUCCAGGCCUAAUGUAUUCGGUUCUUCCUCGAGCUUGGCAUGCGGAUCGAGCAAGAUGAGUGUCGUCGUGGGGUCUCCUUCCAUGUAUGAUUUCAACUACAAGAAAGUGAGAUGGGUGUACGUCUACUCCUUUGCAGGGAUAUUGGGUGGAAUUGAGCUGAUCUUUGUGGCUAUCGGGUGGUGGUUCCUGUUCAGAAAGCACAACAUUCCGGCGUCUGUCGAGGCGGGGUAUCGGAUGAUUUCGAGUCAGUUCCGGCGGUAUAGUUAUUCCGAAUUGAAGAAAGCAACCAAUGAUUUCAGACAAGAGCUGGGCAGGGGAGGCUCCAGCACAGUGUACAAAGGCGUUUUGUCCGACGACAGGGUCGUGGCUGUCAAGAGACUUGGGGAUGCUUUCCAAUCACAAGAUGAGUAUCUUGCUGAGAUCACCACACUUGGGAAGAUCAAUCACAUGAAUCUUGUAAGGAUUUGGGGGUUUUGUUCGGAAAGGAGACAUCGUCUCCUGGUCUACGAAUACGUCGACAACUUGUCCCUCGACAGGCAUCUUUUCGGGUCCAGUUUCCUGUCGUGGAAGCAACGGUAUGCAGUGGCAUUAGGCACGGCUAAAGGUUUGGCCUAUCUGCACCACGAGUGCCUCGAAUGGGUCAUCCAUUGUGACGUGAAGCCUGAAAACAUUCUUCUUGACACUGAAUUCCAGCCCAAGAUUGCAGAUUUUGGCCUUGCAAAGCUGCUGCAACGGGAAAGCACUGGUUCUGAAUUCACCCAAAUUCGCGGGACGAAAGGCUACAUGGCACCCGAGUGGACAUUGAACCAUCCUGUCACGGCAAAGGUCGAUGUUUUUGGAUAUGGAGUGGUGAUCCUGGAAAUGGUGAGGGGUGUAAGAGUUUACAAUUGGGCUGUGGGAGAAGAUGAUGAUAAUGGUGAUGAUGAUGAGGCAGCCCUGACAAAGUUUGUCCGGAACACGAAAGAAAGGAUGGUGCAGAAUGCGGGAAGCCUGUCGUGGGCGGACAGCUUGGUUGAUCCGAGACUGGAGGGGAAGUUCAGCAGGAACCAGGCGGCAACUUUAAUUCAGACAGGCAUUUCCUGCGUGGAGGAAGACAGAAACAAAAGGCCAACCAUGGCUGCCGUCGUGCAAACUCUGCUCGAAUGUGAAGAUGAAACCCAACUUUGAUCGAUCGAUAUGUCCAGUUUUAUGAUUGUGUUUUUAUUUGUUGUCCCAUCUUUAGUUUCUUCAAGAUUCUACAGAAGAUUUAUCACAUGUGACUAUAUUGGCCAUUGGCCAACAAUAUAUAUAACGCAAGUUGAGCGAAAUAAUUCAAUUCAAAGGGACGCGACAGUCAGGGUACAAUUA